Molecule: messenger RNA, 1608 nt
Organism: Paramecium sonneborni
Lineage: Eukaryota; Ciliophora; Oligohymenophorea; Peniculida; Parameciidae
Source: the annotation of a GenBank genome assembly
AUGCAUUUCUAACGUAGAGGAAUAAUGAAUUAUUCAUAUUCUGUUGGAGAAAUUGUUGGACAUGGAUUUAGUUCAAUUGUUUAUAAAGGUGUAAAUGAUAAUACCUAAGAAGAGGUUGCUAUUAAAGUAUAAUAAAUAACUUAAUCAGGUGAUUUAAAGAUAAAUUAGUGAUCAAAUUCCAUUAAUUUAAAAUGAGAUAGCAAUAUUAUCUAGACUCAAAGGGAACUUUAUUCUUAAACUUUAUGAUUACUUUUACACUAAAAAUAAUAUUUAUAUUAUAACAGAAUUUUGUAGAUAAGGUGAUUUACAAUAAUAUAUAAAAAAACAUGGUAAAUUUAAUUUAAAUAUUGCAAUUCAAAUAAUAAUUUAAAUUAUUUAUGGUAUAGCAUCAAUGUAAUAAGAAAGUAUUAUAUUAUUUUAUAUAAUCAAGACAUAAUUCAUAGAGACUUAAAACCUUAGAAUAUAUUAAUUUCUGAUAAUACUAUAAGGAUAGCUGAUUUUGGAUUUGCAAAAGAUAUGGCUCAAUUAGGAACUGAAAUGAAUGUUGGAACUCCAUUAUAUAUGAGUCCUGAAACUUUAAUAAAAAAUUAAUAUCAUUUAAAAAGUGAUAUUUGGAGUUUUGGUGUUAUGGCAUAUGAAAUAUUAUAUGGAAGACCACCUUGGAAUGCUUAAAAUGAAAGAGAUCUUAUAUAUCAAAUAACUAAAAAUUCAAUAUUUUACCCAGAUUAACCAGAAAUACCAAAUUACAUUAAAUAAUUAAUUCAAAGUUGUUUAGUUGUUGAUUUAAAUUUUCGGUGUAGUAUUACUGAUAUUCUUAAUAGUAAAUUAUUCAUAAAACAAUAAGAUAAAUCUAAUUUUAAAACUGUUAAAGUUGAUAGACUGGCUGCUCCUGUUAUUCCAAAAAUCUCAAAAAAUGAUUCUGAUUAAUUUAUCAAUUAUGAGAAUACUAUAAAUGGAUUACUUAGUUUUUAAGUUAAUUACUAAUUAGCAGUACAAGGCUAUUAAAAUUAUUUUAGUCUAAUUAAAUUCAUUUUGUCUGAAAAUUAUAAAUUGAUAUCUCCUUGGCUAAAAGAAAAAUUAUGUAUUUUAUCAACACUACAUAUGACUAUGUUAUCAGCAGCACUUGUUAGUUUAGUAACCUUUGAUUAAAGUAAUGGAGAUCAUAGAAUUAAAUAAUAAGUUAUAGAUUAAGUUUGUUAUGAAAAUUCAAAUAUUUAACAAAUAUAUUAAGAUCAUUUAAGUAAAGUUAAUUCAAUUUAGGAGUUUUCAACUGAUAUUAUUAAAUAUGAUUAAGAAUUUUCUCGUUUAAUAACUAAUUUAACUAAAGAAGGUUUACUAUCUUAUAUUAAAAGGGGAAUAUAAGAACUCAAUCAUGAUUUAUAUACAAGGAUAAAACUUUAGAAUGUAAUAUAGUAUUCAAAAGAAUUAUCAAUAUUGAAAACCUUUUCCUAAUAUUAUGAAAUUGUAAAUAAAUAUGGACUUUUACCUAAAUUUAAUCAAAAUGAUUUAUUAUAAUAUUUAGAUUAAAUAACCCAUAAUUAAAAAUAUCUUAUUGAAUAUAGACAUUUUUUAGAAUUAAGAUAUGAAAUAAAAUAAAUUUUGAAAUGA